Molecule: messenger RNA, 6527 nt
Organism: Microplitis demolitor
Lineage: Eukaryota; Metazoa; Arthropoda; Insecta; Hymenoptera; Braconidae
Gene: Slik
Product: serine/threonine-protein kinase 10-A
Exons: 12
Coding region: 533-4936 (1467 amino acids)
Biological process (GO): protein phosphorylation
Molecular function (GO): ATP binding; protein serine/threonine kinase activity
Source: RefSeq, a predicted model, not a curated record
AUAUCAGACUUCUUUCUGUAUCCAGGCGUGUCGUCUCGGUCGUGUAUGGAUUACCAUUAAAAUGGCCGUGCCUAAGCAGACGACACAACUUUAAUUUAUUUUGUUAUGUGCUUAGUACCCCAUUAUUUGUCAUUUUGUUGAGUUAUAGUUAUUUAAAUACAUAUAUAGUGACAUAAGUGUUUUACUCUUUUAAAUAAAUUGUUUAUAAAAUAAUUGUUACUGUGCAGAUUUAAAUAACAAGUGAUGUGAAAAUUAAACGGUACACUCACUAGAUAAGAAUAAGGAUAAUUUAAUUACUUUAUUAAAGAAUGGAUUCUCCAAGUAUUGAUGUCAAGUUUAUUGAACUAUCGACAUUUAUGUGAUUAACAUUGUCGAUUUUCGUAUCAAGAUGCGGGAGGUGUUCAACGUGAUCCCUUGGAGGCUACCAGGGAUCUAAAAUAAUGAAAAAAAAAAUUGCUUUUUUUUUUUUUUAACUGAUAAUUAAAAGCAAAAAAAGAGAAAUAUAUAAAUAAUUAUAAAAAACAAAAACAAAAUGUCAUUUCUGUCGAAUCUGAAGAAGGCAUUUCACUUCGGUGGUAAUGAUGCUAAAAAGAAAAAAAUAUAUAAUAAUAUUAAAAUGGACUGCGAUCCAUCUGAAUUUUGGGACAUGAUUGGCGAACUUGGAGAUGGUGCUUUUGGUAAAGUUUACAAGGCGCAGCACAAACAGACGCAACAGCUGGCUGCUGCAAAAAUGUGCGCAUUAGAAGGCGAAGAUGAUUUAAGUGAUUUUAUGAUAGAAAUUGAUAUUUUAUCUGAAUGCAAACAUGUCAAUGUCGUUGAGCUGCACGAAGCUUAUUUUAUCGAUGGAAAAUUAUGGAUGUUAAUUGAAUACUGCGAUGGUGGUGCUGUCGAUUCGAUAAUGGUUGAAUUAGAAAAACCAUUGACUGAGCCACAAGUAUCUUAUGUAUGUCAACAAAUGACCAAAGGCCUUUCUUUUUUACACAAAUCUAAAAUAAUUCAUCGAGAUUUAAAAGCCGGAAAUGUCUUACUGACAAUGGCCGGUGGUGUUAAAAUCGCUGACUUUGGUGUAUCCGCAAAGAAUAAACAUACGUUGCAGAAACACGAUACUUUUAUUGGUACCCCGUAUUGGAUGGCUCCGGAAGUUGUUUUGUGUGAAACAUUUCGUGACAAUCCCUACGACUUCAAAGUCGACAUUUGGUCACUUGGAAUAACAUUAAUUGAAUUUGCUCAAAUGGAACCGCCAAAUCAUGAAAUGUCACCAAUGCGAGUACUUUUAAAAAUUCAAAAAAGUGAUCCGCCAAAAUUAGAGCAACCGGGAAAGUGGAGCAAAGAAUUUAAUGAUUUUAUUGCUAAAGCACUAAUAAAAGAUCCUCAAACCCGACCAACUGCUGAUGAACUUCUCAAGCAUCCAUUCAUUAAUCGUACACUUGAUUCAAAACCCAUUCGUGAUCUUCUUUUAGAGUAUAAAGCUGAUGUUGUUGAAGAGGAGCUCGUUGAUGAGGAGGCUGAAGAGCAACGCACAUCGCAGUUACCUCUGGAGUUGGACCAACUCGGAGAUGAUUCAGCAUCGAUGCGCAGCGACACUGAAAUUAAACUUGUUGAAAAGGAGAAUCUUGUGUCGCCGGGAUCACCGAAAAAAGAAGAGAGUAAUAAACGUGAAAUAAAUCGUGACGGCGAUAAUGAAGAAAAGAAUAAAAAAAUUCGUAAAACAGAAUCUAAAGAAAAUAUUCCUGCGUCUGUUGAUAAGAAAACUGCACCAAAACCUCCAGCACCAUCUGAAUUAAAUGAACGCCGCUCCUCUCGUGAUAAAGGACCAGCACCACCUCCACCUUCCGUACGACGAAACAGUAAAAAUGAAGAUUUUGAGUAUACGUCAAAGGCCGUAGAGAAAUCUAACUCGGGAGAAGUGAGCGAGCGUUCAUCAAAUGACACUAAAGAACAAGAAAAAGCUAAACUAGAAAAUAGUUCAAAUAACGUUUCUGCUGUACCUUCAGUAUCGAUGGAUAAAAAAAUAAAAGACAAAAUUGAAGAUAUUGCAGCAGAUGCGAAUAUGAAUAUAAAGAAAAUUGACUGUACAAAGGAUAUUAAUAUUGAAGAUAAAAUAGAACCAUUGGUUACUAAAUCUGAUGGAGAGAACUCGGAGAUACCAUUCACCACAAAGCGAGAUUCUGUUGAAGAAUCUAAGAGAUCCCAGGAAAAAAUACCAGAAGCUUCAAAAGAUGAAAAACAUCAACCAAAAAGUCGUAAGAACGUUGACGCGAAACGUCGAUCAGUCGAAGAAAAACUCACCGCAGUAUUAGAGAAACGUAUUUCCAUGGUGUCAGACAAGUACCAGCCGCCUGUCAUAAUGGAAAAAAAUGUCAAGGCGAGUUCCGUAGAAAAUAUAAAAACCGACUACGAAUCAUCUCCAAAACUCGAGUUGACCAAAAGCCGCAGUAUCGACUCAUCAAGACUAGAUCCUUCAGACUCUAAAUUUACUCCCGAGUUCACCAAAAGUCCUUUCUCUCAGGGCGAUUCGAGCACCGAUCGUAAUAUCGACAAUCGCGAUCCAAAUGUCAACGUGUCAGUCAUAACAUCGACUCCAAAUCGUGUCGUAAAUCGCAGCACCGCCAGGAGAGACAGUGGAGAUGUCGUAGUAAUAACAGGAAAGCCUUCAGAUCUAGAUAUCCGGUCUCCGUCAUCGACAACCGUCCGCAUAACGUCAGAGUCUCCCGACCCGUCAAAUAGUUUGGCUUCAAAUAUAAGUCAGGUAACAGUCGUGACAACUCACCCGCCGGUUUUAAUUGACGCAACCUCGCCUCCUCAUUUACGACCUCCGUCAUCAUCCGAAGUAGUGAUCGUUGCUAACGAAACAAACAAGACCCAAGUCAACGAAAGUUCAACAGACGACGACGGAUUUACAAGUUUGGAUUCACUAGAGUACACGCCCCAGGAACAGCCGAUCGUCGUCACAGAAUCGUCUAAGAAAAUCGGGAAAAAAUUGGACGAGUCCGAGGUGAUCAUCGUCAGUCCAAUCGUCGACGAGCUACAAGACACUAGUCACGUGUCUGUGGUCACUGUCGGCGACGAGAAAGAACAAGUAAAAGAUUCGUCAAUUAUUUCACCUAAAAAUCCUGCAAAAUCUGGAUCCACUCGUGGUAAUUUCGGCUCGGAAGUAUUGAGCGGAGAUGAAACGGGUAAAAAUUCAAUGGUUGUUUCAGGUACGACCGUAGAGUCAACGGAUGUUGACGACUUCAGUGUCAGUACGAAAAAACUAAAUGGGAUUACAAAUAAACCAAAAGAUUUGAAAACAAAACGAAUUUCAUCAGAAUGUUAUGAUGGGUCUCGUUCUCACAGCGACUCAAGCUCGCGAUCUCACACUCCGAAUAAAAGUAUCGAUCGUUCGGAUGCCGAGUCGAUUUCGACGACGAUAAGUCAGGACAGCCGGGGGUCAAAUAAAGAAAAUAAUGCGGAGUCCCGUCAGACUGAAGAAGUUGACACUGUGGUUUUGAGACGGAAACCCGAGUAUACUCGUGAGGUCACGCGCACUAGGACGAAAGAAGACAUUCAGUUGAUGAACCUGAAGAAGAAAACGCGAAAGCGAACUAGGAAAUUUGAAAUAGACGGGAUUGUUGUGACAACGACCACUUCAAAAGUAAUUUACGGUGAUGAUGAAAACGGACGCGUAUAUGACGACCAAAUUUUCCGGAAACAAGAACUGCGAGAACUGAAAAUGCUCCAGAAAAUGGAGCAGAAACAGUUCCAAGAUCUGACACAAAAAGCGCAAUUUACUAAAGACCAGCAGGAGAGAAAAUUUGAACAGGAGAGACAGAUGUUGGAACGCGGCGCGGACACUGAUCUCGAUAAUUUAUCGAAAAAUCAGCGGCAACAAAUAGAGCGAGCUGAGGCUCAGCAGGAAGCGGAUCUUCGCUUGGCGUCGAGAAAAAUUCGCAGUGAGCAGGACCGUGACUUGAAACAAUUCCGCGAAGGUUUGAAACAGGAGUUGAGACUUUUGAAACAGGAAGUUGAUUUAAUGCCAAAGGAGAAACGGAAGAAUGCAUUCAAAGUGAGAAAAGAUAAACUGGAGGCAGAGCAUGAGGAGAGAGAAAAAUUGUUCGUUGACAAGUUACACGAAAGUCAUGACAUGUCACUGAGAAGACUCUCGGAUUCGCAUCGGGAAAAAAUCGCGCUGAUGGAACGUCAAUUUUUACAGCAGAAGCAGCAACUGAUGCGCGCGCGUGAGUCCGCGAUCUGGGAACUGGAGGAACGUCAGAUUCAUGAAAAACAGCAGUUACUAAAAAAGCAACUGAAAGAUAUAUUUUUUUUGCAACGUCAUCAGAUGCUUAUACGGCAUGACAAAGAAUUGGAGCAGAUGAAGCGAAUGAAUUUGAGGAAAGAAGAAGAAUUGAUUAAACGUCAAACGAUUGAGCGCAGGAAUUUACCGAAAAGAAUAAGAAAUGAAAUGAAGGCUAGAGAAAUGAUGUUCAGAGAAUCAAUGAGGAUUUCUAUUUCUACGACUCUCACUCCGGAUCCCGAUGCUGAGAGGGAAAAACUUAAGAAAUUUCAGGAAAAUGAGAAGAAACGUUAUCGUGCUGAACAGCAGAGAUUUGAACUUAAACACGCGAGACAACUGGAAGAAAUGAGAGCACAGAGUGAUGCUACUAUUAAAGAGCUUGAGCAGUUGCAAAAUGAGAAGAGGAAGAUGCUUAUGGAGCAUGAAACGAUGAAACUUAAAGAGCAAGAGGAAACUUACACUAAAGAACUGAGGGAAUGGAAGGCUCAGUUGAAACCUCGAAAGCAGAGACUAGAAGAAAUAUUUGUAUUACAAUUGGAAGAACAAGAGGCAAUAUUUGGUCCAAAUGCAACUCCUCUUUGCCUACCAUCAGAUCUUCCAGAUUUGACUCAUCAUACAGCCGGUUCGACACGAAGUUCACUGUCUUCUGUAAGCGAGGGUUGAAAAUAUUUAAAUAUAAUACUAAAUAAUACAUUUUUAUUAACGAAUCACUCACCAAAAAAUUUAAUUAUAAUACACAAUUUUCAUAUAUACAUAUAUAUAUAUAACUUUUAUAUGUAUAUAUAUAACCUAUAAAAUUAAAUGGCAUUAUAAUCACAUUGUUCUUCCAUUAUUCAAUGGUUAGUCUUCUGAUUUAUUUAUUUUUUUAUUUAAUUCACUAAGUGAAUUAGUUUUGGUCUAAAAAAAAAGUAAUAAUUUAAAAAAAAAAAAACUGUUCUUCCUUAUAUUAUUUAAAAUGAUAAUACGUUUAAAAAAAAAUCUAAUAAGACUUUGCAAUUAUUAAUUAUGCAAACAAUAAAACGUAAAGUAAAAUUGUAAAUAAUUUUUUUGAAUUUUAAAAAGCGAAAGUAAGUUAGGGUACAAAAAAAAAUAAUCCGCCCGAAAAAAAUUUUUUAAACUUAAAACUGUCAAUGAAACAUAAUAAGUAAGACUAAAAAAAUAAAUAUGGCUUAUUUAAUGUAUGGUAAUAAAUAAAAUAAAUUACUUACUUAGUGGUAAUUCGUAUAGCGACGAAUUCGUAAAAUAACUUGACUGUUUAAGAAUAAAUAAAAUAAUAUAUGUUCGAUUAUUAAAUUUUAUACGGUAUUAAAAUCCAAAAAUAAAUAGUUGAGCAUUUAUAAUAUAUUAUAAUUAAUUAAAUAGAUAAAUAUUAAUAUUUAUUGUCUAUUUUAAUAAUAAACAAUUUUGAUUGUUUAUAUUAAUAAAUUAAUUAAUUACUAACGCUAUAUAUGAAGUGUAGUAUCAAUAUGAAUGGUUACGAUGCAUUAUCAUUUUGUUUAUUUAGAAAUUUAUUUUUCAAUGUAUACGUAGACGACGACAACAAAAAAAAAAUAAAAGACGAAAAGUGAUUAAUGUGAGUAAUGAAUGGUUGGAUGCGUGAAUGUUUUUAAAUAAAUCAUUAGAUUACAUUCAGUAUAUCAUAUAAUUAUAUGUAUAUGUACACAGAAAGGAAGAAUUUCUUGCUUCAAGAAAAUUUUUUCUCGCUCCUAGAAAAUUUUUGUCUCAGAAUGUAAAAAUUUUCUUUGGGCGAGUUAAAAGAUGUUGCACCAAGAAAUUAUUUUUUUCUAUAUAUAUAUAUAUAAGUAAAAUACUUUUUAAAGUAAAUAUAUAAUAAAACGAACGGAACGUAUUUUUUGUAAAUAUAUUUUUAAAUUAAGAUUCUUAUUAAAUUUUACUCAUUUAUCAAAUUAUUAAUAAAUCAGAAUGAUUUUAAAAAAAAAAUUUUUUUUUUUGUCGAUAAUUAUUUUUUGAUAAAAGUGCGGAAGUGGUAAAAAAAUAUAAGUUGUCUUUUUAACCUCAAUGUUAUCAAAAAUAUAAAAAAAAAAAAUUAAUAGUAAAAAAAGUAAAAUUUUUAUUUAUUAUUUUUCCAUUCCAUUUUCUAAAAAUCAUAUAAUUAAUGGUAAUAAUCUUUUGUUGAUCGAUUUAUUUGAAAUUUCAUUAUUACUGCGAAGUAAACAAAAAAACCAGUUAUUUUAAAUUAAUAUGAAGUGACAUUUAUAGAAUGGUGUUCAAUCAAAUUCUUAUUAUUAUAAUU